Theileria equi strain WA is the source of this 1277-nucleotide messenger RNA. RefSeq lists its product as hypothetical. Gene Ontology annotation, cellular component: U2-type spliceosomal complex. Gene Ontology annotation, biological process: snoRNA splicing. The transcript has 2 exons. Gene Ontology annotation, molecular function: metal ion binding. Bases 348 to 1277 code for a protein of 309 amino acids. NCBI's taxonomy places the organism in Eukaryota, Apicomplexa, Aconoidasida, Piroplasmida, Theileriidae. The record is from RefSeq and is a predicted model, not a curated record.
AAACUUUAAUUUUCGGGUCCUCUGGUUGAUUUUAUUGCCUAAACAUUUAAACUUCCGAUUCAUCGCAUCAAAAUGUUCAACAAACGGAAGAUAUCGCGAGAUUCCAGCCAAAAGUUGGUGAUUCCUGGCGUUUCAAACCCUUCCGGUUAGUUUACAGAUUUUUGAUCCACUCAAUGAUGUGCAUAUGCUGCAAAUGUGCCAACUUGACCCUCGUAACGACGUUUUAGGGACGGAGGACGGAGAGGCUCCGGAGCUCAAGAUCAUAAAGAGGCGCCCAGCCAGCAAGAUUUGCCCAGUGAUUCCCAAGGAAACUUCCAAGACAACAACGUCGGCGCUUCCAGAUCCCAAUGUCUUUGACUUUCUCGAUGUUUGUUUAUCUAUACAUUUCCGCGGCAUGCAUGUUUAUGCAAACACAUUUCAUCUUUCAGACACCAGAGGUUGAGAACCAGAGGGCCACUUCAACAUACGAAAUCGACACGGAAAAGUCAAUGGAUUCGAGGAGCAUUCUCGAGAGGAAUGUAGAGAUUGGCAAAAAGUUGCUCAGCGGGGAGCUCGAGGCAAAUGUAUAUCGCGGCAAAGGCGCCUACAAGCCCAUCAUGAACAUAAGAGAGGGCAGUAUUGCCGCCUCAAAGUACACUGGACUCUAUGGACCAGUUCGUGCUUCUGGCACAAACAUUAGGACAACACUCCGUAUCGACUACCAGCCGGAUGUCUGCAAGGACUACAAGGAAACGGGCUACUGCGGCUUUGGAGACACUUGCAAGUUCCUGCACGAUAGGAGCGAUUACAAGUCAGGGUGGCAGUUGGAGAAGGAAUGGGAACAGCAGCAGGCUGAGAAGCGCCUGAAAAUGCAGGCAAAGUUAGACAAGUGGCAAAGGAAGAUGCAAGCAUCUCUCAAUGGCGAGUCAGUCGACUCCUGUUCGGAAUCAGAGUCGGAAGAAUCGGAAAGCGAUUCCGACUGUUCUUCUUCCUCGGAGAGUGAGGACGACGAGACGAUGGACAAGAGCCUCAAGAAGCUCAUAAAGUCCAAGGCAAAGAAGAUGGAGAUUCCAUUCUGUUGUCUCUCUUGCAAGCGAGUCUGGCGCCUGGAAAUGGACCCGAUCGUCACUUCCUGCAACCACUACUUUUGCCAGCAGUGUGCAAUCGCUUCCUACUCCAAAAACUCAAAGUGCGCCAAGUGCGGCAACACUCAGGACGGCAUCCUGAACAAGGCGACUAACGUCCUAAAGCUCCUGGAAUCGAUUGGCAAAGGUGCGGAAUCGGCGGCCCUCCCGUGA